Messenger RNA from Acaulospora morrowiae, 298 nucleotides. Lineage: Eukaryota; Fungi; Glomeromycota; Glomeromycetes; Diversisporales; Acaulosporaceae. The record is from the annotation of a GenBank genome assembly.
AUUAGUAAUACACUUGGAGAAGUUGAAAUUGCUUUGAAUAUAGAUGUCUGUGAUCAAGACCCAGAAAUUAUAUUAACUCCCGAAGAAAAGCAAGUAUAUGGGCAGUUGUUCAAAGUUGCUGAUGUUGAAAAAAAGGGCGUGAUUGAAGGUCAACAUGCCGUUAAACUCUUUGAAAAGUCGGGAUUGCCUGCAAAAACAUUAGGCGAGAUUUGGCAAAUCGCUGACUAUAAUAAUCAAGGUUUUUUGACACAACAAACCUUCAGUAUCGCUAUCAGAUUAAUUGCUCAAGUUCAGAACG